Messenger RNA from Cebus imitator (Panamanian white-faced capuchin), 6486 nucleotides. It is a transcript of the gene OTULINL, whose product is annotated as OTU deubiquitinase with linear linkage specificity like. The record is from RefSeq and is a predicted model, not a curated record. Gene Ontology annotation, molecular function: cysteine-type deubiquitinase activity. Gene Ontology annotation, cellular component: cytoplasm. Gene Ontology annotation, biological process: protein linear deubiquitination. Lineage: Eukaryota; Metazoa; Chordata; Mammalia; Primates; Cebidae. The transcript is spliced from 8 exons. Bases 118 to 1188 code for a protein of 356 amino acids.
GCCCUCCCCAGCCCGCCGCGGGGAAGACAGCCCGGGCGCCGGCGGGCGGCCGCGGCGUCUGACAGACCACUACAGACCACGGGCGGAGGCCCAGCGCCCGUCCGCAGCGCGGCCGGCAUGGCGGCGCCGAGGAGCCCCCCGCGGGCAAGGGAGCGGGAACGGUCUCGCGCCCCCGCUGCAGGAAGUGACCAAGUUCAUUCCUGGACGCUAGCUACAAGCCAAGCCUUAGACACUAUCUGGAGAAUGGCAAAAGGCUUUGUUAUGUUGGCAGUUUCAUUUGUGGUGGCUUCCAUCUGCUACUUCAGGAGGCUACAUUUAUAUUCAGGGCACAAGCUGAAAUGGUGGAUUGGAUAUCUGCAGAGAAAAUUCAAAAGGAACCUCAGUGUGGAGGCAGAAGUUGAUUUACUCAGUUACUGUGCAAGAGAAUGGAAAGGAGAGACACCCCGUACCAAGCUGAUGAGGAAGGCUUAUGAGGAGCUAUUUUGGCGGCAUCAUAUUAAAUGUGUUCGACAAGUAAAGAGAGACAACUAUGAUGCUCUCAGAUCAGUGUUAUUUCAGAUAUUCAGCCAGGGCAUCUCUUUUCCAUCAUGGAUGAAAGAAAAGGACAUUGUUAAGCUUCCUGAAAAACUGCUGUUUUCACAAGGUUGUAAUUGGAUUCAGCAAUACAGUUUUGGUCCUGAGAAGUAUACAGGUUCGAAUGUGUUUGGAAAAUUACGGAAAUGUGUGGAAUUAUUGAAAACACAGUGGACUGAAUUUAAUGGAAUUAGAGAUUAUCACAAGAGAGGAAGUAUGUGCAACACCCUUUUUUCAGAUGCCAUUCUGGAAUAUAAACUUUAUGAAGCUUUAAAAUUCAUCAUGCUCUAUCAAGUCACUGAGGUUUAUGAGCAAAUGAAGACGAAAAAGGUCAUUCCCAGUCUUUUUAGACUCCUGUUUUCCAGGGAAACAUCCUCUGAUCCUUUGAGCUUCAUGAUGAAUCACCUGAAUUCUGUAGGCGACACGUGUGGACUAGAGCAGAUUGAUAUGUUUAUACUUGGAUACUCCCUCGAAGUAAAGAUAAAAGUGUUCAGACUGUUCAAGUUUAACUCCAGAGACUUUGAAGUCUGCUACCCAGAGGAGCCUCUCAGGGACUGGCCAGAGAUCUCCCUGCUGACUGAGAACGACCGCCACUACCACAUUCCAGUCUUUUAAGUUGGCUGGGGGCAGAACAGCAGUAGUGACAGUGGUCACAGUCGCAAAUAAAGUUUCUCUCUGAAACCAAAGCUAGCAUUUCAGCAUGGAAGGAAUUAGGACCUUUUCCCAAGACUACAGGUACACUGGAUGUAGCAAUACAUGGUUGGUUUUCCUUUAUUUUUCAGUGAUUUCCUCCGAAGCAGCUGCACUGAUGUAUUUGGGUGUUGGUGGCUUGACUUUGUUCAUUAGAGGCGUGGUCACUUCACAGGAUGGAGGGCCUUUAAGAGCACAAAGAAGUUUAAUAUGGACAACAACGGAAAAAGCAAAAAGAAAACAAGUAGGGAAAAAUGGCUAUCCUGGAAAGAAAGAAUCUCUUUAACCUUUAAGUUCUUCAUUAAAAAUCUUAUCUUGGACUGAUUUGGGGGAUUUUUAUAAACAUGGCCUUAUUUUAUAAGCAUUACCUUCCCAGGAAUCUUUAUUGUAUAUUGAUUUUUGAUAACCAUUUGAUUAAAAUUGUGUGUGUGUAUAUGUAUAUAUAUACCCAUAUGUAUGUUUAUACACAUGCGUAUCUAUGUAUAGUUUUAUAUAUAUAUAUAUAUAUAUAUAUAUAUAUACACGUAGACAUACAGAGAAAUAACCACUACUUUAUAAUACUGUACAGUUUGUUUUAUAUCUCUUUACAUUUUUUUGUUACUGUUUUCUCUGGCCAGCUUAACAGUUUUAUUUAGACAGAAAAAAAGAUAAAUUCUAUAGAUUAAAGCAAAUGACAGUUAUUGAACUAUCACAGAAAUAUUAAACUGUGGUAUAUUUAAUGUGUGGAAUCUCAUUAUGGUAGGCAGAAUAAUACCCCAUGCUCCCCAAAGAUGUCUGUGUCUGAAUCCUUAGAGCCUUUGAAGGGCUAAAUGGGUUAAAUGGGAAAGGAGAAUUAAGGUUGCAGGUGGAACUGAGGUGCUAAUCAAUCCACUGAUGUCGAAAUAGGGAGAUUUUUCUGGAUUCUCCAGGUGGGCCUAGUGUAGUCAGAAUGGUCCUUAAAAGUGGAAGAGGGAAUUGGAAGAGUGUCAGAGUCAGAGGGAAAUGUGAAACGCAUCACUGCUGACUUUGAAGAUGGAGGAAGGGGCCAUGAGCUAGGGAGUGCAGGCAGCCUCUAGAAUUGAGACUGGCAAGGAAACAGAAACUUCCCCAGAGCCUCCAGAAGGAACACAGCGCUGCCAACACCUGAUUUUAGCCCAGUGAAGCCCAUGUUGGACCUCUAAUCUGCAGAACUGUAAGGUAAUAGAUUUGUGUUUAAGCCACUAAGUUUGUGGUAAUGUGUUAUAGCAACAGAAAACUAGUAUUCCCAGGCUAGUUUUUGGUCAUCUUUAUUUUGGAAAUACUUUUCCAGUUUAAUUUGAUAAUCUUUAUUUUGGAGGUACUUUGCUAGUCUUUUAGUACAUAAACAUAAUUUUAAAACUCUUGCUAAUUAUAUAUUACUUCAAAGUCACAAAUCCCUUUCUAAGAAUGACUUACUUCAUGAGAUACUUAGAACUAGCAUUUUUCCCAGGUGUUCAUAUUAUUUCUGCAAUAAAUUAAAAAGGUGUGUGUUAAAUGCUGUCACGUCUGAAAUUAACAUUCAUACUCUUUUGCAAUGGGGAUGAUCAGUCGUGUGUGCUACAUGAACCCUGUCUGAUAGUAGCUUGUUCCCACUGUCAUUUUGUUUUCUGGUUGAAGAUUAAUGGGCUCAGCUACACAAAGAGUUCUUAAUUGACCUCUAUGGUCCCUGCCUGUUUGGAAACAUCUAUGGUUUUGCAUAACCCCUGACACUGAAUUGACAGUAUUAGAAGAUAGUCCCCGGAUGUAGUACUGUAACCAAGAAAGCAUGAACACUACCCUUUCUGGCAACAGCCUGCCAUGCCUGCUGUGGCUGAUGCCUAUAGAAUUGCUGCUCCAAAGUUUUGGCUCCACUUGAGCUGUGCAGGAGCCUACCUGGCAUUUGUGCAUUACCACUCACCUUGGAUCUCCUUACCAAUGUAAUUAUUUCCACAUCAGUCCAGGACUGAAAGGAAAAAUGUUUUCACCGGGAUUGGCAGCCUGUAGCUCCAUGAUCUCAGUCAGGCCUUCAUGUUGUGUUGUGGGGCAGGGUGGCGAGGGGGCAGGAAUUCUUUAGAGAACCAAGUGGUGAAAAAGAUUUCAAUCCAAUGAAAGUAAAAAGUAAGAGGACAUUUAGAUAGUUGCUAUAUUUUGGGAAGGUAUCAUAACAGGUUUAUAGGGAGGAGGUAUGAGAUGUUGCUUUGUUUUUAUUCAGUUGUGUAAUGAAUAUAACAAGUAGCCAGAAGGAGCUUCAUAUUAAUUAGCACCAUUUUUAAAUGUCAACAGUAAAUUUGAGGUGAGCUUCCUGUGUGAUGCCGACUUCUAAAUGUCUUUCUAACCUUAUAUGUUUUAAAUGGUGAGAGAACCAUAGCAAAGAUAAAAACAUAAUGUCCUUGUCCUUUUAUGAUUUUAGGAUAAGUUUCUCUCUUAAAUUUUGGCCUUACAUGUCCAUACUGAGGGGUUGUAUGAAUAUUAGUACAAAGCUGACUUUUACUGUGAUAAAAUAUGCAUAACAUAAAAUUUAUAUUUUAACAAUUUUUAAGUGACAGUGGCAUUAAACAUAUUCACAUUGUUGUGCAGCCCUCACCACCAUCCACCCUCAGAACUUUAAAAUCUCCAAGACUGACUUUUUUCAUAGCAGGCAACUUUAAUUCCCCAUGUGAUACCUGGAUUCCUUUUUCUUUUCACGCUUUUUAUUAGAAGGGUGUUAACCUUUCUAAUCUGAGUAUUUCCUCUGGGCUUAAAAGGUCCUCAGUGGAGAAGUACAACCUAAGAGGGAGUUAGGCGACCAAAUGGAUCAGGAAAAUUGUGUUUAUCUCCAAAGUAAAGUGGUAAUUAUGGGUGGCUUCUGGGCUCAACUUGGAACAUUAUCACUGGAAAGUCCCCAAGAAACUAUUAAUUCAGAGCCACCCUGAUGACUUAAAUUUCUUGAAUGUCUUCAUGGUCUUGAACCAAAGUCAUUUCCACCCAACGGGGAGUCAGGUGAAAGUCCCCAGGGCCCUCUCUAGGGGACAGGAGACCUGCGGAAUAAGCUGGUGGAGGAAUGGGCUCAACCUCCAGGAGGGAAGAGCAGCCCAGAUCAGGGGGCAUUAACAUUAACAUUAAUUAACAUUAACAUUAAUUCCCAGGACUUUUCUGCAAAUGGGUGUUGGAUGGAAAUAUUUGUUGUUCUCAAUCAGAUGAGUUUCUCUUAUUUUAGUGAGACUAAAGAAAGACAAUUUUAAUUCUGUCUAAGCUGGUCUUGGGAUGGGAAAAAAUAACUUUUUUGAAUGCUUAGGAGAUACUGGAAUUCCACAUCAAAGUAUGUAACUGUUUUUAACUGAUGACUACGCAAUAUGUGAAAAUGUAUACAAGCAUGAAUAUAGGGAUGACUGAUUCCAGAAUUAGCAAUAAUUUUCCUUUAAAUAGCAAAUUCCUAAAGCUGUAUGAUUCUGUUUGCAAGGAUGUUUUCCAUACUGCUUAACAAGAACAGUUACUGUGUAAAAUAAAGAAUAUAUAUAUACAUAUAUAUAAAUGUAUUUUCACGGAUCUGAAACUUUAACUGUGUAUAGGAUUGCUUGUCAUAGUUGAACAUUAUUUAAUUAACUUAUUGAUUAUAUGGAGGUAUAUUUUUCUCUAUAGCCAUUCACUUUUUUAAAGUUUUAAUUAUUUUAACUGACAAAUUAGCCAUUCACGUUCCUUCAAAUCCUAUUUUUAUCACAAUGUCCAUUUUAUAGCUAGACAAAAUUUUGGGUCCCAAAUGUACAAUCACUUCUAUGUUAUUUGUUCAGAAUAGUGAACCUUUGCUUAAUCACUUUCGUUUUAAUCCCAUCAUAUUCUUUUGGGCCAAGAAAAUGAAAGCUCGUAUGGAUUAUAUUUAUGCUUAAUAUCAACAUGGUUUGUAAGCGGACAGAAAAACCACUCCCUCACAUAUUUAGCCACCCAUGGACUGGAGUGCUCUGUAGAACAGCCUGAAGUAUACACUGUCUCCGUACUUGAAGCUUAUGGAAUGUGCUGGAGGAGACUUGAGCUCUGUGUGGAGACAGUGUGGCCCAAGAGCCAGCAUGGAGGAGGGCUGUGUGAGCAGACUGCUGUAGAAUGCUAAAGUUAUAAUCCUAGCUGGUGUCUCGUUCUGUUUAAAAAAUCAAAUUUCUUUAUUUAAGUGAUGUAUUGUUCCUUAUAGUAUCAUCGGGUCUUAGAUUGUUAAGUCAUUUUGCUGCCACCACUGAAUCUCACUCACUUAUUUGUAAUGAUUCUUGGGAAGUUUAGUCAAGGGAGUAUCUAUAAAUAAAGAAGUACAUGUUUUAAAUAUUUUUGUCAUAGUCUAGAUGGGUUGUAAAACCUAUUUCUACACGAGUAUAAAUUUGAAACAGAAACGUGUAGAUGUCAGCGAUCAUCUUGAUUUUGUUUUGCUCAUUCACAAGUUUGAAAAGGUACAUGAGGCACCAAUCAGUGACACUGGAAUGCUUUAAGGAUGGUUUGUGACUUUACCUGGAUUGGGCCUUAUCAUUCGUCAACAAACUUAUUGGGACAAACACAAGUGGCUGAGAUUCUACUGGCCCCAUUUCUUGUCAUCUCUGCCAUCUCCAAAGACAGAAUCUGGGAAACAGCUUGGAAACUGCUUUAAGUCCACGUCAGGUCAUGGCUUCAUCCACUGCCCAGCAUGUAGCUGGACUUCCUUUGGGUGCUGGCUUUUCUGCUGGACCAAGAGCUUCAUGGAGAAAGCACCAGGGCAAGGCUGACAAUGAAGGAGAGGACCGGAAAAGCUGCUUGUGUGUGGUGGAAGUUUCAGUGUAAUGCGAUUCCAAGUAGGCACAUCUGUAAUUCAAUUAAAUAAAAAGGGGCAGAGAUGAGGGGAUGCCUGGUGAAAAUGGCAUUUGUUGUAACCUCUUGGUAUCAUCGUGGGUAAGUAGGAAAGACAUAUAUUUACAUCUCUCUUAUGAAAAGCUACCUUUAGCCAUAGAUAAACAUUAAAAGGAAGACUCAGCCCCAUACUAUAUUUGAUCUAUAGUUAACUCAUCUAUCAGCAAAUGGUUAAGUAAGUUAAAUUAACUUUUAACAUUUGGUGUGUGUUUCACAGCGUAACAAUGAAGUGCUCCAAGCUGCUUGUGAGACCAGUUACAUUAGUAGUUGAAUUUUGGACCAUUCCUCCUGUUUGUCUUUACAAGCAAAUUGAAAUGAUGUGCUGUUUUUUGUACUAGACAGAAGGACACAUCACAGAUCCUCUUUUUAAAGCAGGAAAUAAAGUGACUUCUUCCUUUUGAAAUAUCA